AUGGAGGCCCCGCGCUAUGAGGCGAAGCUCGUCCCAACGUCGGUGGCGAACCUGCACGUCAAAUUCCCCACCAAGCCGCCCGAAGCCCACGUCCAUUUGCCGCAGGACCUGCCCACGGUGUCUCUCAAACAUGGAGAGACAGACCUGGGGCGGGGUCGGCUCACGCAGUUGCUCGACCCCCGGCUUAGUCGCAAGCAGCUCACCGUCGAGUGGGACGAGCACUCUGGCCGCGCCUCCGUGCACGUGCAUGGCAUGAACCCGUCGUAUGUCCAUGCCCAGGGCCAGCAGGAGGGGGUGGCGGUGAGCAAGGAGACGGGCAAGGUCGAGGUCGGGGAUGGGGUGGUGAUAUCCCUGCUGCCGGGACUCUACGGCUACACGCUGCGCAUCAUCGAUCGAGAGGCCAGCACCGCACCACCCGCCAACGCGGGUCAUGUGAAUUCACACAAGCGUAAGCUGGAAGGCGAACACUACAAGGACGGACAGCAUCAGGCGCCUGUGGGGACGGCACACGCUGCCGCGGCUGGUGGGGAUGCGGCGGCAGAGGCGGAGGGAGCGAGGGGCGCCAAGCGGCAGCGAACCGAAGACGAGGAGUCAGAGACCAACAGCAACAGACAGGACGCCGACACCGUCCUCAUAUCGUCCAUCAGCGACCAGUACAAGGAGGGCGUGCGGGCUGUGAAGGAGGUGUUGCCCGAAAAGUCGGUGAAGGAGAUAAUCGUCGCCCUCGCAAAGUGCCAGAAGAACGUGGAGCAGGCGAUCGAUCUCCUGCUCUCGGAACCGCCUCCCGCGGCAUGUGCGGACCACCUCCAGCCGCUGUCGUCGUCGUCAUCAUCAUCGCCCUCGCCGUCGGGCGCCUCCUCCCCCUUCUCCAAGGCCCUCCCGCCCACCGCCCCGGUCACGCCAGUCAAACCGGCAGCGCCCGCCACCAGCCCCUUCCGGGUUCCCGACGGAGCGAGCCCGGGCAAGACUGCGACGGAGGUGGACGAGGGCAUCGCGUCGGAACUGCAAAAGGCGCUCGACACCGCCGCCGAACAGGAGGCCAAGGCCCGAAGGGCCGAAGAGGAGGCCAAGUCACAGAUGGAGAUCAUCAAGAUGUUGAUGCAGGAGAAGGAGUCCAUGGAAAUGAAUAGCAAGGAGCUGGCCAGUGUCCGCAUGAAGCUGGACAAGCUGUACCUGCCCGGCGAAAGAGAAGCGCUGACGGGAACCGAGAUGCGCACCUUCACGCUGAUGCCCUCCCGAGGGUUCGGGGACGACGCCUCUGAAAUGCACUACCGGACGGCCGAGAGCCAGUUCCACCGGCUGUGCGAGGGGAUGACCGGGGUGAAGGUGACGCGGGUGGACUACAUCGUGAAUCCGCCGUUGGUCAAGAACUUUGAACGAAAGCGGCUGGAGCUCGCCGGACACGUCGACUGGGAGGACACCAAGCCCAUUUUGGCCUUCCAUGGCACGUCGGACGACAACAUCACCGCCAUCUGCAAACACAACUUUGACUUCAGCAAGAUUGGCGCUUCCACGGGCAAUCUGGGGUUCUAUGGCAAGGGCGUCUACUUCUCCGAGUUUGCGAGCUACAGCAUUCCCUACGUGCGCGGCGGCACCAAGCUCCUGCUGUGCAAGGUGCUUGUGGGCCACUCGUUCAGGAUGUCCCGGGUCGAGACUGGCAAGCCGCAGGUUGAAGGCUACGACUCUCACAUCUCCCCGUGCGGCAAGGAACUGGUGAUCUUCAGCCCGGACCAGAUCCUCCCGACCUACAUCAUUCACUACACCACCGGGAGCGGUGGUGGACGAGGGUUUGGUGGUUUCUACUGA
Acanthamoeba castellanii str. Neff is the source of this 1806-nucleotide messenger RNA. RefSeq names its product Poly(ADP-ribose) polymerase catalytic domain containing protein. The transcript has 16 exons. Bases 1 to 1806 code for a protein of 601 amino acids. Gene Ontology annotation, molecular function: NAD+ poly-ADP-ribosyltransferase activity; protein binding. NCBI's taxonomy places the organism in Eukaryota, Discosea, Longamoebia, Acanthamoebidae. The record is from RefSeq and is a predicted model, not a curated record.